Messenger RNA from Solanum tuberosum (potato), 1942 nucleotides. Its product is annotated as protein DA1-related 5-like. NCBI's taxonomy places the organism in Eukaryota, Viridiplantae, Streptophyta, Magnoliopsida, Solanales, Solanaceae. Bases 894 to 1595 code for a protein of 233 amino acids. The transcript has 2 exons. The record is from RefSeq and is a predicted model, not a curated record.
UUUUCUUGUGAUUCCACUUAUUGGCUAUGCAGAUUAUUGAAAUUAUGGCAAGACUAAUUGAUAUUAAUGCUGUAUCAUGUUCUUAUGUUAUAUUAAGCUUCUUGCUGAUUUUCAGCAUAUUUGAUCUAAUUGUCUCUUAAUAGCCAUAUACAGGGACAACAUCUUUUUUGUCACUGUUACCAAAACACCAAACAUCAAUCGCAUUGUUGGGAAAAUCUUUGAGAAGAACGGCUACCCAGAGUUUGCUACCGAGGGCGAUGCAAUCUGCCAACUCAAUAACCUCUUUAGGAGAAUUUCUCAACCAAUAUUACUGGUGCUUGAUGAUGUUUGGUCUGAAUCAGAGUCCGUCAUCGAUCAUCUUAAAUUACAGAUACCUGAUUUUAAGAUUUUGGUCACUUCGAGAUUUGUGUUCCCAAAAUUUGAUACAUAUAAAUUAAAGGUUUUGAGCGAGGAGGAUGCAAAACAUCUCUUCUGCACUUCAGCUUUUAAAGAUGGCAUCCCUGAUGUGCGACUUGAUCUUGUUGAUAAGGUGGUGAGAAGUUGUGGCGGUUUUCCACUGGCUCUUAGAGUUGUAGGCCGUUCAUUGUGUGGCCAGUCUGAGGUGACAUGGUUUAACAGAGUAAUGAUGCAGUCAAAAAGGCAAAUUCUCUUCCCUACUGAGAAUUAUCUGCUUCGUUCUUUGCAAGCCAGCAUUGAUGCCUUGGAUGAAAAAGCUCUUUACAGCAGAGAAACAACUACAUUAAGAGACUGCUACCUUGAUUUAGGAUCAUUUCCUGAAGAUCAUUUCCAAAAUCUUUCUCACCAAUCUAUGCCUUAAUAUCUAGAAGACGACCUACUGCUACACUUCACCAAGACUUUCCCCAAAAUAAUCCAUUUUGCAGUGUUACGUAGCAAUGGCAGCAGCUCUCUUGGGAGGAGCUGCUUUGGGUCCAGUAUUCGACCGACUUCUCAAAGUAGUUGUUGAUUUUGGCGUAAACAUUGCCACUUUCCGUUCCGAAUUCCUAAGCUUGAAACAGACAUUAAUCUACAUCAAACCAGUAUUCGAUGACAUUGAGAGGCUAAGCAAGGCCCUAGACGGCCGAGAUGAAGAAAUAGACAUGUUUAAGAAGCAGUUGAUGAAAGGUGAAGACCUAGUCCUCAAGUGUUCCAAGAUUAAAAGCUACGACCCUUUGAAGUGGAAUUACUCCAGAAAACUAACGAAGUUGGAAAAUUCACUAAUGAAGGUCUGCCAGAUAGACGGUAUAUUUCAGCUGCUUAGGGAUAGUAAAUCGACUCGGGUUAAUGUUAUUGAAAAUCGCAACAUAUUGGAGGAGAUCCACUCGAUGUUGAGGAAUGUUUCAUUGACGAGAUCCGGGAGUAGUAUUGUAUUUACAAAUUCUAGUGGUUCUUCAGGGUGGAUGAAUGGUUCUAGUCUUGGGUUUUCAGGAUUGUCUAAUAUGCCUCAAGUUUCUGAUUCUAUGGUUGGAUUUGAAGUCCCACUUCAUGAAUUGAAACAGAAAUUGAAGCUGCUUCAGGAGAAAGAUCAAGUCCUGGUUCUUUCUGCUCCUCCAAUAAUUUCUUGUACCAACACACCUCAUGGUACAACCUUACGAUAAAAGCUGUCUUAAAACUUUCGAUGUCACUUGACCAUUAUAGGGGAAACGCACUUUACUACUAAGGAAAUAUAAAAUCAACCAGAAGGAUUAGUUAGAACUAUACAGAGGAAAUUUGUGCUAACAAACAUAGUCAUACACAAGCCCUAAUACUAUAAGCAUCUUAACUUACAAAAACCAGAAAGAGCACAUGAUUUGUUUGACACAAAUGCAUAUAAGGAAAGUACAAGAAUUACAACAUAACAAAACUGUAUGACAUUAUAAAAAGAUUAUGAACUCAAGUAUGGAAACUCCAUUACUUUUUCAGCCAAUUCCUCCUAUGGUGAUAGAAGAAAUAAUUCAUGGGCAGA